AGUAUUUGUUGUCAUAUUAAUGCAACGUGUUGUAUGUGCGUGUGAGAGAAAGAAACCUAUAAGUGCACGUGAUGCCCAGACUUCCUCAUUUUUCUCACUUGAAAACCUUACAAUUGACGCCAAUAGACAGACGGAGCAACAGUGAAGAGUGCGUGUGAAAAUGAAUACUGUGUGACGAAGACAAAUUUAUUAUCCAAGGACCUAUAGCUAAACGGAUAUUCAAAAUCUUAUGAAGCAAAGAAUUUCCAGAAGUUUGCGCUAUGGAGGAAGAAAAUCAUGUCGACAGCGAUUUAUCGUCUGGUGAUGUGCACCAUACCUCAGAGUUGAGAAUUUUACUUCUAGGUAAUAAAGCAGCCGGCAAGAGCUCAUCUGGAAACACCAUCCUGGGCAAACAAGAGUUCACUGUUAAAACUGCUCAAUGUGUUAAAAGAUGUGGAGAAGUAGAAGGAAGGAGGGUUACUGUGGUUGAAGCUCCAGGCUGGUGGAGAAAUUACCUCAUCAAGGACACACCAGCGCUACAUUCAGAAGAAAUCGUCCUCAGUAUGUCUCUGUGUCCGCCCGGACCCCAUGCAGUGCUGAUAGUUGUGCGUCUGGACUCAGAAAUUAACCAAAAAGCAAUUGAGGAGCGUGCUGUUCAGCUUUUGGGUGUGCAUAUUUGGAAUCACUGUAUAUUGCUGUUUACCCAUGGGGACAAUCUGCAGGACACAAGUUUUGAGGAGUAUAUUAAAAACAAAGGACGAGCUCUUGAAUGGGUCAUUGCGAGCUGUAUGAAAAGAUGGCAUGUUUUCGACAAUGAUACCAAAAAAGACAACAAACAGGUAAUAGAGCUGCUACAGAAAAUUGAUAAUAUGGUGGCAGAAAACAAUGGCCAUCAUUUUGCGAUGGAUUGUGCACUUUUACUUGAAAUAAAAUCGAAGAGAAAAGCAGAAGAGAAAAGGGUAAAAGAACGACUUAUGGCAAUAGAAAAACAGGAGCAGGACUUAUUACCUCGUGCAGGUCAAAUACAAUCACAGAUGAGAAUCAUUCUUGUAGGCCACAGAUAUUCAGGAAAGAGCUCAGCGGGAAAUACAAUCCUGGGCAGACAGGCGUUUAAUCUAUGCAGAAGUUUUCAGGCUCUGGGGAGGCAGGGAGAAGUCUUUGGAAGGAAGGUGACAGUCGUGGAGGCUCCAGGCUGGUGGAACAACUAUCUCCUGGAGGAUUCACCUGAACUUUACAAACAGGAAUUUGUGUUAAGCGUGUCUCUGUGUCCACCAGGACCGCAUGCUCUACUCUUGGUCAUACGAGUGGAUGGCUCAUUCACACCAAAAAAUAGAAUAGCUAUUAAGCAACACCUUGAAUUUCUCACAGAAAGAGUCUGGAAGUACACAAUAGUAUUGUUUACUUAUGGAGACUGGCUUGGAGACACUACAGUUGAGCAGCACAUUGAAAGCGAGGGGGCAGCGCUGAGAAGUUUAAUAGGAGACUGUGGCAAUCGAUAUCAUGUUCUAAAUAAUAACGAUUGGAGUAAUGAUUCUCAGGUGACCGAGCUGCUGGAAAAGAUCGAGAAGAUGGUGUGCAGAAACGAUGGCCUUCAUUAUGAGUUUGAUCGAGAGUUUCUGCAAAAGAUGGAAGAGAAAAAGAGAAAAACUCGAGAAUGUGCAAAGCAACGAAUCACGAAGGUGAAAAACAAGACAGAAACUGAAGUUUGGAUAGGUGAUACACGUUUUCUUCCAAAGCUGAGAAUUGUACUGUUGGGCCCUAGGUUUUCUGGAAAGAGUUCAACAGCAAAGACAAUUUUAGGAAAUGAGCAAUGGGUUGCUAUAGCAGGUGUACAGGGGGUGACACGAAAAUCAGCAGGAAGACUUGUGACUGUAAUUGAAAGUCAUGGAUGGCAGAAGACGAUGGCUGAAUGGAUUAAAUGUGAGAUUUCUAAAUGUGUUAAAUCAUGUUCUGAAUAUCCUUUUGCUGUGCUUCUGGUCAUAGAAGCAGACACCUCCUUCACCGAAGCCAAGAAAUCUGAAGUUGAAGAAUACAUGACAAUUAUGGGUGAUAGUGUGUGGAAGCGCACUAUAGUGUUAUUCACUCGCGGUGACUGGCUGGGUGACACAAACAUUGAGCAGCACAUUGAAAGUGAAGGUGUGGCCCUUCAGUGGCUUGUAGAGGCAUGUGGAAACAGGUAUCAUGUAUUCAACAACAUGAUACAAGAUGAUGAAACACAGAUCUUGGAGUUGAUGAAGAAAAUAGAGCAGAUGUUAUCUGAGGGUGGUGGCCAUUUUUUCACGAAAUCAUUGCCAAGCAUGGGUGUCAUCACCAAUGAUGUUUCUGAACCAUGUUCUUAUAGUACCAAGGAGUGGAGAUUAUCUGAUGUUUACAUCCGGGACAAUCAAAGUAUUCAUCAUCCACCAACAAUGGGUGCAUAUGACAGAUCUUUAACUGGCUCAGACUAUGACUCACUUCCUGGAUCCAGUCAGAGUGGAUCAAUGACCUUAUCACUGAGCUCUGGGAUUGGCUCACUGAGAGAGCAACAGCUCAGAGCUUUCUAUAAGAGCAGAGCAGAAGGGGACACGUGUAGUGUAUCAUCAAAAUCAAGUAAAAAGGAAUUUCUGGAUGAACAAGACUGAGUUGUUGGAUCCUGCCAUUAAAACUGGGCUGCUGUAAGGACGGAGUGAAGUGGCCCAUAGGAGAAUAAAAGAAUGACUCGAUAUUUUUUUUUUCUAAACUAAACCAUAAAAUUCUAAAUAUAAAACGGUUAGUUCUGGUCCUUGAUUCUGAUUGGUUGAGCCGUGUUCUUAGCUGUUGUAAAAGUCACAAAACAUACAGCUGACCUCAUACUGUUAACCCGAAUGUUCAAAGUAAUUAUGUUGGCUUGACAGAACCAACAUACUGAUCUUGUAUCUAAGCUUAUUAUUCUUCCGAUUCUUCUUCUGAUCCCCAAAAUUUCUGACUGCUACUCCUCCUAGAGCUUUCAAACUACAUCCACCAAACUUUCCACAAACCUUCAGUCUGGUCUGACUUGAGUUGCUAUAUCUUUUCUAACUGAUCCGGGUUCUGGUUUUCAAAAACCGGACUCUCAAAACCGCCUAAUUUCCCAUAGACUUAACAUUCGUGUGUGUUACAUCACUCUACAGUAUGUGAAGGCUGUUUGUUAAUUUUUGAUGCAGCUGAAAUGUUUAGGUUGUCUCAAUAAGUUCUUUCUAUUAUUUAAUUGUAAAUAAACAAAGUUACCUUAGUAAAUGAUCAAAAUUAAAAGGAAUUCAUAUGCAUGAGAACAACAAACUCAAAACAGAGUUUUCCCAACUUAUCCGGGUUUUCAGGGACUGCGCCACUAUAUGUUGCUGCAUCUGUGUUGCUUGGCAACCGCUUUGUUGUUGUAGCAACCAAAGUUUCUUGGGGCUUAUUGCUCAUUGCGAUUGCUUUGUGUUUAGAUUAGUAUUUUAUGAAAUGUUAAAAUUCAAUGAAAUUCUAUCAUAAUUUACGCAUUUCUCUUUAAUCCUGUAUGAUUGUUUUGUCCUUGAAAGACAAAUGAAUUGAUGACUUUUAUGCCACAAGCAGGUUUAGUUUUUGGUUCUUAUUACUUGAAGAAAUGUUCUUGUUUUACAACAUAAAUUUCACAAUCACUGAAAUUUCUAAAUUGUUGUGUGCUUUAAAGAAAUGUUGCUAUGUUCAAUAGGUUGCAAAGUAACUCAAAAUGUUAAUCACAGAACCUUAUUUCAGUUUUCUUUUUUAUAGUUUUCUUUUAGAAUAUAAAUAAUGGUGAACCUCUUUAAAAAAAUUGAAAUUUCAGUUUUAUAGGAUGUGGGUAUUAGUUAAUUUUAUGUGUUAUAUAUUGUGGUUAAAGAUUGUGACUUGUUUUAUCAUUCUCCAUGCAGCUCUGACCUCUUAAAAUAGCUUGUUUUGUUUCUGUUACACUUGGGUCAUAAGUGUACUGAAACCCAGUCCAACUAGUUUUCAAACUGAUUAAAAGACGUGUUUUAUCAGUACUUCCACAUUGUCAUUUACUUUGAAAUAUCCUGAGAAAAUGGUGAAAAAAUAUUGAAAUAUGUAAAUGUGAAAUA
This is a messenger RNA of Triplophysa rosa, 4034 nucleotides long. Its product is annotated as GTPase IMAP family member 8-like. The transcript is spliced from 5 exons. The record is from RefSeq and is a predicted model, not a curated record. Lineage: Eukaryota; Metazoa; Chordata; Actinopteri; Cypriniformes; Nemacheilidae. Gene Ontology annotation, molecular function: GTP binding. Bases 261 to 2600 code for a protein of 779 amino acids.